AUGGCGAAAGCACUAGAAGCUUUUGAUAGAAUGCUUGGAAAUGGUGUUUCAUGUGAUCAGUUCACUUAUUCGAACGUUCUUAAAGUAUGUUGUUCCAUACCAUCUCUUUCAAGUGGCCAACAGAUACAUGCUCAUUUGAUUAAAUUCAAUUGUGAAUCGAAUAUGCAUGUUGGAAGCUCUCUGAUAGAAAUGUAUGCAAAGUGUGGUAAUUUGACAGAUGCAGAAUAUGUUUUUCAUGCCAUGCCAACUCGAGAUAUGAUCUCAUGGAAUUCUAUCAUUAAAGCUUAUUCACAAAAUGGGUAUCCGAAGAAAGCUAUUAUGCAUUUCAGAAAGAUGACUGAAGAAGAAGGAAUAAAGCCAACGAGUACUACAUUUGUUGCUGUUCUCUCUGCUUGCAGUCAUUCAGGAUUGGUUGAUGAAGGACUGACCUUUUUGCGUCAAUGA
Papaver somniferum (opium poppy) is the source of this 444-nucleotide messenger RNA. Its product is annotated as pentatricopeptide repeat-containing protein At5g27110-like. The record is from RefSeq and is a predicted model, not a curated record. Bases 1 to 444 code for a protein of 147 amino acids. Gene Ontology annotation, biological process: RNA modification. Gene Ontology annotation, molecular function: protein binding; RNA binding. NCBI's taxonomy places the organism in Eukaryota, Viridiplantae, Streptophyta, Magnoliopsida, Ranunculales, Papaveraceae. The transcript has a single exon.